Messenger RNA from Anopheles bellator, 708 nucleotides. RefSeq names its product glutathione peroxidase-like. The record is from RefSeq and is a predicted model, not a curated record. Gene Ontology annotation, biological process: response to oxidative stress. The transcript is spliced from 4 exons. Gene Ontology annotation, molecular function: glutathione peroxidase activity. The coding region runs from base 88 to 597 and encodes 169 amino acids. NCBI's taxonomy places the organism in Eukaryota, Metazoa, Arthropoda, Insecta, Diptera, Culicidae.
AAAAUCAAUAUAAUCCGGGUUACCAGCCAGCUCCCAGAGCCGGAACACGAAACGGUUAGCGAACAGCGGUACAGAAAGCCAGUGGACAUGCAAUCUACACCGGAAAAGGCGAAAUCAAUCUUCGAAUUCACCACCACCGAUCUGAACGGCAACGAGACCUCGCUCGAGCGCUUCCAGGGCACGGUCUGCCUGAUCGUGAACUUCUCCACCAAGGAUGCCACGUUCGACAAGGUGUUGGCUCUUCUCACGCCACUGUACCGAAAGUAUCACAACGAUUCUCGAAAAGACCUAAACAUCCUCUUCUUCCCAUGCUUCCAGUUCGGGGCCAAAGAGUCGCCGGCCGAGAUUGUGGCGCGAUUCGAAGGCGCCGGCGACCAACCGAUCGGUGAGAUCUUCACCGAGAUUGAGGUAAACGGCUCGAAGGCACCCGGACUGUACAGGUAUCUGAAGGCGAAAAAGCCGGGCAAUUGUGGUGGGUUCGUGAACAGUAACUUCACCAUCUUUCUCACCGAUCGCAAUGGCGUGCCGGUCGAAAGGUUAAAUGCUGGAAUUCAUCCUUACAUGCUCGAGGAUUUGGUUGAGGCUUUGCUGCACUGACCCCAUUACCCGGGGGUUCUGACAUGCGUAUUGUCGUCGUGUAACGUUGUACAAAGUUGUACAACGCUUCCAACACUAUCGAAUGUUUCGAAUAAAAUAACACGUUGUUUA